AUGGCCAAGACAAACUGUACAAUAAUUUCACAUUUUAUUUUCCUGGGGUUUUCCCCCUAUCCCAAAGUGGAGAUCAUCCUAUUUGUGCUGUGUCUGCUGAUGUACUUGAUCACCUUGCUGGGCAAUAUUAUCCUGAUCUCCGUCAGCAUCUGGGAUCCUCACCUUCACACCCCCAUGUACUUCUUCCUCAGCAACCUCUCCUUUCUGGACAUCUGGUAUACCUCUUCUGCGCUCACUCCAAUGCUAGCAAACUUUGCUUCAGGACAAAACACCAUCUCUUUCUCAGGAUGUGUUGUGCAGAUGUACUUCUCUCUUGCCAUGGGCUCUACUGAGUGUGUGCUCCUGUCCAUGAUGGCGUAUGACCGGUAUGUAGCCAUCUGCAAUCCCCUGAGAUACCCCGUCAUCAUGAACAAGAGAGUUUGUGUACACAUUGCAGUUGGCUCCUGGGUGACAGGCUGCCUCACUGCCCUGGUGGAAACAAUGUCUGUACUGCAGUUAUCUCUCUGUGGUACUAACAUCAUCAAUCAUUUCACUUGUGAAAUUCUGGCUGUCUUGAGACUGGUUUAUGUGGACACCUCCACGGUAGAAUUUCUCAUGCUGGUGGUCAGCAUCCUUCUCCUUCCCAUGCCAAUGGUCCUCAUCUGUAUCUCUUAUGCCUUCAUCCUGUCCAACAUCCUGAGAAUCAGCUCAGCGGAUGGCCGAAGCAGAGCCUUCUCAACGUGCGCCGCCCACCUGACUGUGGUAGUUUUGUUCUACGGCACGGCUCUCUCUAUGUACCUGAAGCCCUCAGCUAUAGAUUCACAGGAAGUAGAUAAAUUUAUGGCUUUGCUCUAUGCGGUUUUGAUUCCCAUGUUGAAUCCAAUCGUCUAUAGUCUUAGGAAUAAAGAGGUAAAAACGGCUGUGAAAAGACUGCUGGUUAGAAACCGUCUUUGUGCUCUCUAUUCCCAGUAG
Molecule: messenger RNA, 951 nt
Organism: Orycteropus afer afer
Lineage: Eukaryota; Metazoa; Chordata; Mammalia; Tubulidentata; Orycteropodidae
Product: olfactory receptor 13F1
Exons: 1
Coding region: 1-951 (316 amino acids)
Biological process (GO): G protein-coupled receptor signaling pathway
Cellular component (GO): membrane
Molecular function (GO): olfactory receptor activity; G protein-coupled receptor activity
Source: RefSeq, a predicted model, not a curated record